This is a messenger RNA of Phytophthora nicotianae INRA-310, 2418 nucleotides long. RefSeq lists its product as hypothetical. The transcript has 6 exons. Gene Ontology annotation, biological process: ribosomal large subunit assembly. Lineage: Eukaryota; Oomycota; Peronosporomycetes; Peronosporales; Peronosporaceae. Bases 7 to 1554 code for a protein of 515 amino acids. Gene Ontology annotation, molecular function: protein binding. The record is from RefSeq and is a predicted model, not a curated record. Gene Ontology annotation, cellular component: nucleolus.
GCAGCUAUGGUCACGCACGUUGCCAAGAAGAUGAAGGUGGAGCACGAGCCCACCGGUUCCAGCGCUGAUGGAGACGCAGCCAUGAAGCCGGAGAACUCGAACAUCAGUGACGACGAAGAAGACUCGGAUGACGAGACUGGGACGUCCGCAAUUGCCCAGUUCCAGAGCGAAGAUGGUACAAAUGUGGGACCACAGUUGGAGAUUCCUAUGAGCUCCAAUGUCCGUCAGAUGGAAGAAUUGGUCAACGAGCUGCUGCAGAACGGCAAGAACCGCGUGCCGUACUCGCUUUUCAUCGGUGAGACGGAGGUGACAACGUCACUUAAGGCUACAGUCGAGGAACUGAAAUUGUCGACGGAGACGGCGUUGACCAUCACGUUCCAACCUUUGGCGGCAUUCCGUGUGCGUCCAGUCACCCGUUGCAGCGAUACAUUACAGGGACACUCGGAAGCUAUUCUACACGUGAGCUUUAGCCCUGAUGGCAAGAGAUUGGCCAGUGGAGGAGGCGACGCCACCGUGCGCUUCUGGGACACCAACACGUGCAUGCCAAAGCACACGGGUCGUGGACACAAGAACCACGUGUUGUGUACGGCUUGGUCGCCCGACGGAACGCGCUUUGCUUCGGCUGACCGUAACGGUGAAAUUCGUCUAUGGGACCCGCUGACAGGCAAGCAGAUCGGCCAGCCCAUGAAGGGCCAUAAGCAGUGGGUGAACUCGUUGACCUGGGAGCCCAUGCACCGCAACGCCACUUGCGAGCGUUUCGCGAGUUCUUCGAAGGACGGAUCGAUCAAAGUGUGGAACGCUCGUACAGGUCGAUCCAUCGCCUCGUUGUCCGGCCACACGGACUCAGUAGAGUGCAUCAAAUGGGGAGGUGAAGGUUUGCUAUACAGUGCGUCCCGUGACCGAACAAUUAAAGUCUGGGCAAUGGAAGGCGAGCACGUGGGCAAACUCGUGCGUACGCUGAUCGGACACGGUCACCGUAUCAACACGCUGGCGCUGAAUGUGGACUACGUCUGCCGUUCGGGUCCGUUCGGUCACAACACCAAAGGCUUCGCGUCGCGUGAGGAGAUGCAGCAGGCAGCACUGAAGCGAUACCAGGAGGUGCGCAAGGGCCAGCCAGAGCGUCUGGUCUCCGGUUCAGAUGACUUCACGCUGUUCUUCUGGGAGCCAUCGGAGAGCAAGAAGCCGCUGGCGCGUCUCACGGGCCACCAGCAGCCAGUGAACCACCUGAGCUUUUCUCCAGACGGACGAUAUUUCGCCAGCGCCAGCUUCGACAAGGAAGUCAAGAUCUGGAAUGGUCAAACGGGCAAGUUUGUGGCUACCCUCACGGGCCACGUGGGCGCUGUGUACCAGGUAUGCUGGUCCAGUGACUCGCGCUUGAUCGUGACGGCUAGCAAAGACUCGACGGUGAAGGUGUGGGAGCUCAGCGAGCCUAAGAAUGCCAAGACAACGCUAUCCGGACAUGCUGACGAGGUGUACGCGCUGGACUGGAGCCCGAACGGCGACAUGGUGGCCUCCGGCAGCAAGGAUCGCACCAUUAAGAUCUGGAAGCACUGAUCAAUAGACUUUGUUUUACACUUGUUUUUGCGCCAAUUGCUUCCCGCCAUCAGCAUGCUCACUUCCGUUUUAGCGCGUGGCCUGCACGUUUCGCUGAGUUUACCUGUCAAAACAAGCUCCGAAAUGAAGCGCGCACGCGAUGAGAGCACGAUGGAAGACUGCGACAUGGAUGCUGUAGGUAUGACGCCGCCCCCGUCGUCUUUGUGGGCCUCCAUGUCGCCCUGGAAGCCACCACACGCGUCCGCCAAGCGCUGCCGAGACCGCUCUGUACCCGUCGACGCGCUGAGCCGCAUGAUGUCGGCCGCCAUCACCAAUGCGCGUAUCAAGAAGCACAGCAGCAUCGGUCGCCUGUUCGCCACUAAAAGCGAAGCACCACGCGCGUGUUGCUCCGUAUGUGAGAGCGCCAAACGUCGAUUCAGUACCAGCCAGAUGCAACGCUGCAGCCACUGCGAGCGGCAGAUGGGCGACUGCUGCCGUCGUGAGUGCGACGCGUGCUGCAGCGUCUUUUGCUCGCUGUGCUCGACACUCAACUGCGACGAGCAGUUCGACCGCGUGUUCUGUCUGUCGUGCAACGAGGAGCAACACUGCAGGGGAUAGAAGGCUGCCGAUUUCAGAGCUUUUAAUUGUUUUUAAUUCUAAAGUGCAUGUUUUAAUGUAGGUCUUUGAGGGUUAAUUAACUGAACAUGCCGACGCUUGGACCAUCGUACAGGAAGCUUCGAACCAUCUCAUACACCAUGGCAGGCUGGUCAUGAGGAACCAUCUACAUACACAAGAUAUAUUAGUAAAUAAUGCAGGGGAGUGUGGAUAUCUUUACGUACGUGGCCGGCGUUAUAGACUUUCAUGAAGCUGAGACCGUGUGACGUC